GCGGCCGUAGCCGUUGAUCGGUUGGAUACGCUGGCUGUGGUGUGUGCGCCUGCGUCUGAUUUCUAGUUUUUCGUCUUCAUCGUUGUGCGCGGGUUUCGCGCUAGCGUUCGGUGUACCCGUCGUAGUGAUCUAAAUGAAGUUUCUCCGAGUCACUGCUAGAUUCAAGAGCCGUAUUUUAGCCUCUAUAAUGGUUCAAAAACUAUAACAAGGUGUCAGAGCAGUCUUCCGUCGUGAACAUGUUGCCAGGGGUAGGUGUUUUCGGUACUGGUAAGUCGGUGCGAGUGCUGGUCCCGUGUUUGCGCUCUCGUGGCUUUAAGGUAGAAGCCAUUUGGGGCCGGACUAUUGAUACAGCGAAGGAAGCUGCUUUGGAACUGGGCAUUCCGUUUUACACGAGCAAGGAAGAUGAGGUCCUUCUACACAAAAGCGUUGAUUUGGUGUGCAUCAUGUGCUCUCCUCACCAGCACGCCCAGAUCGCCGUCAAGGCUCUCGGCAUUGGAAAGCAUGUUCUGUGCGAUCGCCCUGCCGGUCUGUCACAGUCGGAAGUACUUAAGAUGGUGCGAGCUGCGCAGUACUACCCAACGCUCAUAUCAGUGCUUUGCCACAGUCUGCGAUUCCUACCAGCGUACGUUCACAUGAAGCGGCAGAUACAGGACGGGUAUGUGGGAACUGUGCAGAUAAUUGAGGCUCGCGUACAUUGCGGGUCUCUUGUUCAUGACCGCUACGACUGGACUUGCGAAGAGUCCAUGGGAGGUGGUGUACUGUCCACAUUUGGCAGUCACAUAAUCGACAUAGCAGCUUUUGUGACGGGCCUUCGCGCAGUUCGUGUGCACGGCUUGACAAGGACAUUGACCAAGACGACGGACUCUGUGUGUGGCAUUCGACAGGUGAGCAGCGACGACUUCUGCACUUUCCAGAUGGAGCUGAGCAAUGGAGCAUACGCAACCGUCACGCUGAACAGCCACUGCGCGGGCCAGUUCAGCCAGGAGCUUCUGGUGUGCGGCACCCGCGGCAACCUGGUGGUGCGCAGCGGGGAUUUGCACGGCCAGCGCAAAGGCGCCAAGGAGGAAGUGCUGUACCUGGACGUUGAGGACUUGAAACAGGCGCCUGACUGCGUGGUGCCGAAGCCGCACGCCAAGGGACUCGUCAAGAUGGUUACGGCGCUGCGGGAUGCUUUCGCCUCGCGUGCCCAUGGCCAGGGCUGGGCCAAGGAACCUACCGAAAGUGCUGCUAGUUUCGAGGAUGGCCUAUACAUUCAAGCGGUUAUGGAAGCCGUGCGCCAAUCGUCGCAGGUGCGCCAGUGGGCGCGCGUGCAGUUGUUGCAGGACGAGGGCCGCAACAAGGGUGCCUUCUGCUGCCUCUAUCGUAUGGCCAGUGCCUCCAUGUAGUUACUCCUCAGCUUUAUUUAUUGCAAGAUGACGCACAAUUUGUACACACCUUGCCACCUCCACAGCACAGGGAUGUAGGGGUGCAGCUUCACUUUGCAGGUCAUGCAGAGUUUGCAUGGGUGCUAAGUGUAUAUAGCCCUCCUGAAAUCGGUGCCACUAAUUUACAGCUUCUUCUGGACAGAUUUACCUGCCUGCAUUUAUGCAACCUCUUUUUUUUUCUUUUUUCCAGUAUUUUCAUGCAGGUGCAGCUGCCUUUUCAUACUUAUUGAGUAGCAAAGGACUGAGCACACAAAGUGUGCACAUCUCUUGUUGCCAAUACCUCUUAGUGCAACAUUUGAAGGAGCCUGAGCAAAGAAAAUUCAAAGCAGCUUGGUGGUCAUUGGCAAGUAGUGCUAUGUCAUAGUCUUCUCGAGGCUCAGAGCGAACAGAAAGUGCAGCUGUACUUAUGCAAGUAUACAGCAAAUUGUAGGUUGUGCUAGCAUUAACGUGAUACAUGUGCCCUCGCUGAAGCUACAUGUGCAUUGUUUGUCCUGUUGUGAUUACAAGGUAGCUGACGAUCUCAGGUUGCUUUUAAUCUCUGCUGUCAUUGUUAGUACCUGUUCAAGUUUUGAAUGAAAUUCUAGUCCUUUUCUACAAAUGGCCUGUAGUGCUUAUCAAGAAAAGGGUGCAGUGGCCCUUUUGCCAAUGAUCUUGAACAUAUUUUGAGGGAUUUCACUGUUUUUGCCCACUGCUGCAUUUAUUUUGUUUGGCAGCUUGUUCUCAUUUAUACACUUGUUUUGCGAACCUAUAAUGCUUUUUUUUUUUUUUAUAAUUGCAACUCUGGCAUGUAACACAUCAACACCUACACGUAUAUAUUACACACAUACAGACACUUGUUUCCUCUCUACACUAUGGUGCAUCAAUUUUCUGAUUAUUGUUGUAAAUGUUGCCACUGCAAAAGAUUGGUACUUAAGGUAAUACCUCUCCAGCCAAUAAUUAAAAGCAUAGUUGUUAAACAUACCUUGUAGAAUGUUUUAGUGUAUUCGGUAAAGCCACAAGCCUAUCAGAAUGCAAUAAAGUUCAAGGUAACCAUUUAGCAUUGUUGGCUGUGUCAUUAAUAUUCCCUUUUAUUUCACAUAUGAGAUUCCCCUCUCGCUUGUUUUAUGGUAGUUGCUCACCUCCUCCUAGCUAUAGUAAUAUGGUCUACUUCAUGAUAGCAAUCCAUAAGCGGUGCCUUAAUGCAGGGGCCACCUAAUCGUGGGUACUGUUUGUCAUUUAUAAUUGUCCUUCUUGUAAUGCUGGCAUAUAGUGCAUAGUUUUCUCGACUCUAGUGUAGUCUUGUGUUGAAAUAGCCUUAUGUCUAUUAUACCGGUGUCACACGUACACUUCUGAUCGCAAUCAGGGCCCAUCCGGAUCAAGUGUUGCCACACGGUCAUUUGUGAUCACGAUCUUGCGGGAUCCGGAUUCGGACAAUCGCGAUCCAUGAAUCGUGAUCAGGCCUCUUGAUCACGAUUGCAGGCGGACGUCUGCACCCUCUAGCGCAGUAUUCUGAAAAUGCUAAAAAGAGUGAAGGGGCAGGUCAAUAAAAAACGUUUAAAAACUUAUCACCAAAAGUAAGCAGUAAAAUUGAAAAAAUGCAAAAAUAAAACCAUAUUUUGGAUAUCUGCAUUUGUAGCUAAGGCACUAUGGGGGGGGGGGGGGGGGGCAGUUCUGAGAGUUGCUGACGAUCAGCAGACAAUAAUGACUCUAUCUAGAUCGUUGGACCUUGUAGCAGCGUCCAUUGUUGAUCGCGAUCACAAGUGUACAUGCGACACCGGUAUAUGAUGAUGAACAUUUUUACUUACUUGAACCUCUUCCAAUGUCUUAAAAACUAGACUAUCUUUUUGUGGUUGUCUACAUGUUACCUUAUUCUGCCUCUAGAAGUCUUGCACAAGUUUGUGUCAUUAAGUGUGUGUGACAGCUGUAACAUUAAUAAAUCAGUGCACAUGGAAAGCAUGUGCAAGGCGACAUAA
This is a messenger RNA of Dermacentor silvarum, 3376 nucleotides long. RefSeq names its product glucose-fructose oxidoreductase domain-containing protein 1. The transcript has a single exon. The record is from RefSeq and is a predicted model, not a curated record. NCBI's taxonomy places the organism in Eukaryota, Metazoa, Arthropoda, Arachnida, Ixodida, Ixodidae. Gene Ontology annotation, molecular function: nucleotide binding. The coding region runs from base 237 to 1385 and encodes 382 amino acids.